Molecule: messenger RNA, 1363 nt
Organism: Malania oleifera
Lineage: Eukaryota; Viridiplantae; Streptophyta; Magnoliopsida; Santalales; Ximeniaceae
Exons: 8
Coding region: 174-1043 (289 amino acids)
Cellular component (GO): cytoplasm
Molecular function (GO): 5'-deoxynucleotidase activity
Source: RefSeq, a predicted model, not a curated record
GUAUGAGAUGUGUCGCCUUUAAUCAUUGGAAACAAGGAGGGAGAGCGAUUUGAACCACUUGUUGUCUUGUUGAGAGGACAAACACAAAUUAGUAGCUUACAAAAUUUACAAUCACUCUUUUAUUUUUUUUAUUUUUUUAUUUUUAUUGAAGCUUUUGCUCAAUCUGUACAACAAUGGCGGUAAAUCCAUCGCCUCUCUCCUCCUCCUCCUCAUCGUCGUCGUCUUGCUCCCACUGCUCCCCUCCCUUGAAUCGUGCUGUCCCUCCCCGCCCUUCUUUCGCUUUCUUCAACCCAACCUCGCCGAAGCUUGCUGCAUCCCUCAGCGAAGCCCCGCGGCUCGUUUGCGUUCGCUCUCGGACCCGCAAUUCCGAUUCAUCAGACUUUUCUUUCGGAGACGGGGUCGGAUCCAAUAGAAUUAUGGAUUCGGCUGACGACGGAGCUCCGUUUGGAUCUUCCGUAUCUUCCUCCUCUUCGUCUACUACUUCUUCGGCCAUUGAUUUUCUUACGUUGUGCCAUCGGCUUAAGACAACAAAAAGAAAGGGAUGGAUCAAUCAUGGAAUAAAUGGUCCUGAGUCUAUUGCUGACCAUAUGUACCGCAUGGCAUUGAUGUCUUUGAUUGCUGGUGGCCUUCCUGGUGUGAACAGGGAAAGGUGUAUUAAGAUUGCAAUAGUGCAUGAUAUUGCAGAAGCUAUUGUUGGAGAUAUAACACCAUCUGAUGGUGUUCCUAAAGAAGAAAAGAGCAGACGAGAGCAGGCAGCUUUGAAUGAAAUGUGCAAAGUUCUUGGUGGAGGGACAAGGGCUGAAGAGAUUAAAGAACUUUGGGCAGAGUAUGAAAACAAUUCUUCCUUGGAGGCGAAUCUUGUGAAGGAUUUUGACAAAGUUGAAAUGAUUUUGCAAGCAUUGGAAUAUGAAAUAGAGCAUGGAAAAGUGUUGGAUGAAUUUUUCCUCUCAACAGCAGGAAAAUUUCAGACUGAUAUCGGGAAGAGUUGGGCCGCCGAGAUCACCUCUAGGAGAAAUUUGAGAUUGGCAAAUAGGAUUAAAUGACGGUUUGGCUGAAUUAGGAUUUAACAUAUUUCACAGUUGUCCAAAAUAAUGAAUGGAAGGUGCCCUUACCCAGCCACAUUCUCUUUACCAAUUUUUGCUGCGGAAUAGGGAAGGGCAAGUAGUUGUAUUUGUAUUUUGAAGCAACUGAACCUAAAUUUUAAUUCCCUGGUGAAUUACCGGGGGGGCUUUUUCAGCGCAGGAAGCUGUUUAGAGUGCCGGAUUCCAGCCCAGAGGGCUAAUUUAUUUUGCAAUUUGCAGUGUACUGCCAAAUCAGAGUACCUAAGUAUUGGAAGUAGGAAAUUACUUCCAUUUUGAACUCA